This is a messenger RNA of Leptosomus discolor (cuckoo roller), 1457 nucleotides long. NCBI's taxonomy places the organism in Eukaryota, Metazoa, Chordata, Aves, Leptosomiformes, Leptosomidae. The record is from RefSeq and is a predicted model, not a curated record.
GCUGCGUACAGACAGUUGCAAUUAUAGGGCCAAUAUUUGGCUUUCUUCUAGGAUCACUGUGCGCCAAACUUUAUGUUGACAUUGGCUUUGUAGAUCUGGACAGUGUAACAAUAACUCCGAAGGACACGCAGUGGGUGGGAGCCUGGUGGCUGGGGUACUUAAUAGCAGGUGUGAUUAGCAUUCUGGCUGGCAUCCCCUUCUGGUUCCUGCCAAAGCACCUCCCAAAAACAGAGAGCAGAAAGGACUCCAGUACCUCCUCCGAGCAGUCAAAGUUCAUCACUGAGGAUAACAAGGACCAACACAAAUCUUAUCAGCAACCAGCGAAGAUUGCUGAGAUGGCAAAAGACUUUUUGCCAUCACUGAAGAACCUCUUUGGGAAUCCAGUUUACAUUCUGUAUUUGUGUGCAAGUAUCAUUCAGUUCAAUUCUUUAAUUGGCAUGGUGACAUAUAAACCAAAGUAUAUUGAACAACAGUAUGGGCAAACAUCUUCAAAAACUAAUUUUGUUAUAGGUAAUGUCUUAUCAAUGGCCUUUGGCAUAUUCUCUGGGGGACUGAUCAUGAAAAAAUUCAGAAUCAAUGUUUUAGGGGCUGCAAAACUCUCUCUGGGAUCAUCUUUCUUUGGUUACCUUUUGCUCCUCUCAUUAUAUGCGAUGGGCUGUGAGAACUCGGACGUGGCUGGACUGACCGUGUCAUACCAUGGAACUAAACAGCUGACUGAUUACGAGCAAGCCCUGUUUUCAGAAUGCAAUUCGGGCUGCGCAUGUUCCAAAAACGACUGGGACCCCAUCUGUGGGGCAAACGGAGUUACCUACAUUUCUGCUUGUCUUGCUGGCUGCCAGGCAUCCAACGGCAGUGGGAAAAACAUUGUAUUUUUUAACUGCAGCUGUGUGGGAAUAUUGGAAUCCCCUUCACGAAGCUCCUCAGCUGUGGUGGGACCAUGUCAAAAAGGAAAUGAGUGUCCAAAAAUGUUUCUGUAUUUUCUAGUAAUAUCAGUUAUCACUUCAUAUACUUUGUCAGUAGGUGGCACACCUGGAUACAUACUGCUUCUAAGAUGUAUUAAACCACACUUGAAAUCAUUUGCACUUGGUAUUUAUACCCUGGCAAUAAGAGUACUUGCGGGAAUUCCAGCCCCAGUAUACUUUGGAGUGGCCAUUGAUACGACUUGCCUGAAAUGGGGAAGCAAAAGAUGUGGGGGAAGAGGAGCAUGCAGACUCUAUGACUCCAGUGCACUCAGGUAUGUGUACCUGGGGCUGACUUUGGUGUUGGGCACGGUGUCCAUUUUCUUCAGUGUUGCUGUCCUUUGGGUUCUCCGGAAAAGGUCUUCUCCACAAGAUGAGACCGUCCCAGCCAAUGGGGAGAGAGGCGCCUGUGGAACAAAGAGCAGGAAAGAUAAUUUUGUCAAUAGUGACCAUUUAAUUCAGACAACUUACUGGCCAGAAAAGGAGACUAGACUUUAG